UGCGUCCGUAGCGGAGACUAUUUAAAUCUAAAAGAACAGCAUUCAACUUUCAAUUUUCAAGACCACUCGAUUUCUCAUCUUUAAAGAAUUGCAUCAUAGUCAAAUAUGGGAACGAUACCGAAAGGCAUCGAAUUUGUCAGUACCAUUUUUCUUGAAGAUAGCAGCAUUUGUUAUACUGUUGGUUGCCAUAGUUAAACUUGGUGCAUUUUUGGACAAAGCAGAUUUAAACGUUAAUCGCUUUGGCCUUAGUACUUUCGAUUAUUGGGGGAAUAAAGGUAGCUUGGAUUUUGGAAUGUUUGCCAUCGUUGUCUCUUGGCUUGUUGUCAUCAUAAUGGUUGUUCUCUUUGUUACUGGAUUGCAUGAAAAAGUCACCGUCAUUAACUGGCCUUUGACGGUGUCCAUCAAUUUGGUGAUAUGGGCUGUGAUGCUGUUUAUAGCCGGUUGUGUCUUAGCUGAUGCUGCUCGCAAGUAUGAUAACGACAAGAAAGGAAGUAAUUAUACAUUCUGUAGUUACGUGAAGGCGAGAAAUGCUGAUGCAAGAUGCGGUCAUCUUAUUGGUGCUACGGUCUGCUGUUUUAUCGCCACUAUUAUAUUUGCAGUCGAUGCUUUCUUCAACUUCCAGUUGUUUAUAGGCAAAGCACCUCCAGCUCAAACCUCUGCAUCUGCAACCACUUCUGCAUAGAACUAAUUGAAACUGUAAUUUCUGUAAGCGGUUUUAUAUUUCAGUUGAAACGGUAUUCCUUGACAGCGGUUUUAGUUACUGUUGAGCUUUGGCUAUGUCUUUUUUGACAUUAAGAUUGGUUUAUUUUAUCAUUGAUAUACACUGAAUGCAUGGUAUCAUUUAGCAUUUCAUAGUUUUCUUUUCCACGUAACUUUAGUUUCAGCAAGCUUUUGUUUUAUUUUUCAAAUAAAUUAUACAUGUGAUAUACACGGAUAGUUCGAUUGAAGUUAGAGGUGUGUACAAUAAGAAUUUAAAUGGCUCUUUUAAAAGCACUUUGCUGGGCUUUGA
This is a messenger RNA of Xenia sp. Carnegie-2017, 1009 nucleotides long. Its product is annotated as plasmolipin-like. Gene Ontology annotation, cellular component: membrane. The transcript has 5 exons. Bases 293 to 682 code for a protein of 129 amino acids. The record is from RefSeq and is a predicted model, not a curated record. Lineage: Eukaryota; Metazoa; Cnidaria; Anthozoa; Malacalcyonacea; Xeniidae.